UACUCUUUUUCCCUCUCCCUCACUCAGGACUACAUGACGCUUCCUUAUGGAGCAGCAUUGGCCAUGGCCAGAAAUGCUAAUGUUCCAAACCAAGGUCAGGCUCAUAAUAUUCAGGACCUAGCUCCAGUAGUUGUUCAAAACCAGCCUCAACCUGUUGUUAAUGUUCCAAACCAUCCUCAACCUGUGGUUAAUGUUCCAAACCAACUUGCUGUUAAUGUUCCAAACCAUCCUCAACCUGUGGUUAAUGUUCCAAACCAACUUGCUGUUAAUGUUCCAAACCAACUUGUUGUUAAUGUUCCAAACCAGCCUCGAAUUCGUCCACAAAAUUGGACAACUAGGGAAGAAAACCUCCUUUUAACUGCUGCCAAUCACUACCAAUACAUUCAAUCGGUUCAGCUGAGGUUUGAAACCAUAAAACUGGAUGAACAGUUUUCUAAUACUUUUACUCAUCGGUCCUGGAAAGCGCUUGCUACUAAGUAUAGUAAAUUGGUAAAGGAAGGCAGGGUUUAUGUUCCUCAGCUGGACAAUGCUCAACAGCAUAAUGUUGGUCCACAUGCUCAGCAAAAUGCAGGUGGAUCCACCUGUUGA
This is a messenger RNA of Trifolium pratense (red clover), 588 nucleotides long. RefSeq lists its product as uncharacterized. NCBI's taxonomy places the organism in Eukaryota, Viridiplantae, Streptophyta, Magnoliopsida, Fabales, Fabaceae. Bases 34 to 588 code for a protein of 184 amino acids. The record is from RefSeq and is a predicted model, not a curated record. The transcript has 2 exons.